Messenger RNA from Paramecium octaurelia, 1269 nucleotides. The record is from the annotation of a GenBank genome assembly. Lineage: Eukaryota; Ciliophora; Oligohymenophorea; Peniculida; Parameciidae.
UAAAAUGUUAUCAUAAAAAACUCUUUAAUUGUUAAGAAAAUACCUGGAUGAGUUUGUGAAACUUGAAAAUGAAAUUGAGAAUAAGAGAGAAUAAUUAGCUCAUAAUUUAUAUUUCGAACCUUACACAAUUUUUUGCAGAUUAGAUUAUAAAAAGUAUUAUAAUGUCUCAUUAUUAGAAUCCUUCAUAUUGAUAUCAAUGACCUAAAGGUUUAUUUUUCAGAUCAUGAUAUAUUAGAUUGUGACGAUGACUUAUAAUUGCUGGUUAGAAAGAUAGACAUCGAUAAGGAUCAAUAUAUAUCAUUUAGCGAGUUAUAUUAUAAAAUAAAGUAGGUUCUCGCGAUAUAUUUUGCCCCAUAGAGAUCAAGACUUACAUUAAUUAGCGAAUAGUAGAUAAUCGUAUCAUCUAUUGGAGAAUAAGUUGCCAACUUUGGUUGAGAAAUAAUUAAUGUAAGUAUUUUUAGCAGAGAUUGAACUGAAUAAAACAAUGUUAAAAUAGAUGCAAUAAUUGAAGGCAUUACCAGAUUGGGACAAAAUAACUGCAUGGGAAUCAGUGAAUUCUGGCAGGAGAUGGGAUUAAAAAGGGUAAAAUAGAUUAAUUAUGUAAGACUAGAGUAAUACUUUGAUGAAACUAAGAUGCUGUGUAAUUCUAAGGAUAUCGAAAACUUUAUCUAUAGAAAUAGCAAAGAAAGGGACUAUAGAAUAAAUUAUUCUGAUUUUUUAUAUUUGGUUUUUGCUCAUGAGGAUUAGAAUGUAAAUUAUAAAUUUUUCACUCCUCAAAAAAAUUAAAAGUAGAUAUCAGAUAAAAAGUCUAAUUUGUUACCUAAGACAAAUUUUAGGACUAAUGAAUCUACUAAUUUAAAGAGUGAAAAAUUUAAUAGAAAUCUGCAAUCUUAGAGUCACCAUCAUUAGAAACAAAAUCAUGAUGAUGUUGAAGUUAGUGAAUUUAGAAUUAAUGAAUAUGAAGAUUAGAAUAUUUUGGAGUUUUUAAUAAAUAAAUUGAAAAUUUAAAAUCAACUAAAAGGGCAUUUAAUAAAAUAGCUAUUCUUUCGGAUCGAUGAGAAUAAGAAAGGUGACAAUAAAUUUUAUAAAUAGGCUUUAUAACUUUGGAUGAUCUGAUGAAUUAUUUCGAGAAAGUAUUGCAUGCUCCAUAAUAAAUUGAGAACCUUAUAAAAUUAGUGAAAAUAUUAGAUAAAAAUAAAGACGGUAUAAUUUCUGAGAAGGAGUUUUAUGAACAGAUUGUGAGACAUGCUUACAUUUAAUAGUUUUGAG